AUCCUCAUAUACUAGUCAGGUUCAUUACUGCUGAGCCACAGCGGGAACUCCUGAACUGCACUUUAAAAAACAACAGCAACUAUCAAUACAUGUUUCCCUCAGAGCUGCUGAGGGUCAGAAAGAUCCUCAAGAAUCCACCAGAUUUUCUUGUGAUCGAAAAACCAUUAUCACAGAUGGUGAACAUUUGUUGUUUUCUCAUUGAGGGUUUCCUACACACAGUUCAUUCUUAUUAUUGUACUAUUUUUCCUCAACAAAGAAGUACUGGCUUUCCCUCUUGCAGAUGAAGCAUUCUCAACAGGAGUGAAAAUUGAUGCUUGGGGAAUGGGCAAAAAAUCCUUUUUUAAUGUAUAAUGUACAGCUAUACAUACAACAUACAAACAGGUAUACAGUAAGUCUGUGGUAUUAAAGUUGCAUGGAAAGCGAUUUGAAAGAAGUUAUAUUAAAAAGGAUCAGGAGCUAGGCUGUAAAAAAAGAAAGAAAAAGGUCAAGAAGCCCUACGGUAGACAGUUCCUUGUUGCUACAAGUGCUGACCUCAGCAUCACACUGGUCAUCACUUCACGAUGUGCCUUCUGGUCCCCACUAGGACUUGAACCUCUUACCCCGUCACCCCUCCCUUCUAUUCACACUAAACCCUCUGAGAUGUAGUCAUCCCUUUCUCCCUUGUGUUCCAUACCUCAGAGUUCCAGCAAGGCCGCUUGGAAGGUGCAGAAUCUUUGUUUUCCAUCUUCCAGCCAGUUGUCUGUAUUUAUGUGUUUAUAAGGAACUUAUCAGGCUUAGAAACAGAGAAAGGAUUUGGAUGACUUUCUUAGAACUGACAAAGCUCCUUCUGUCAUCUCUUGAUUCUCCACAAAACUAAAGGUUUGGGCAGGAGACAGAGGGCACCAGUCACUUAACUGCUGUCAGGACGCUGCGAUGGGCUGGUGCCGCUGUGGUGUGAGAUCUGCCCAAGAGGAGUUAGGAAACGUGUCCUCUGCCGCACGGCAAGUUGUCUUCCCUCAGUGGAAGCAGGGUUAAUCGGCAGGGCGCGUGUGGUCCAGUUCCAAUCCUGAGAAACCUCGCCAGGGUUGCCGUUCACGUCCUCAGAGAGGAUGAAGCCCACACAAGAGGCCGUAUUCUUGAAUGAAAGGUUAUCAUAAACACAGAUGACAGACCUAAUAUUGGAUUCUUUUGCCCAGUUGUAGUAUCAGUUAUGCUACAGUACUUACUUGCUCAAAUCAUUGAUAUUCUUCCAAAAUCUUAUGAUCUUAGACGUGUCAGAAAAUGAACCCCUCCCCAUGAAACCGUCCGUCAUUUCCGUAAUCUCUCUAUAUCUGCAGUCUUACUCAGUGUCCGUGUAUCUGAACAGUGGUUCAGAUGGAGGACUUGGAAGACGCACUGUCUGAGUGCCCAGACAGCACUCUGUGAAUGUCCUUGUUUCCAAAAAUAUAUAUAUAUAUUUUCAGUUACCAGGAUUAUCAAGUUGGGCCAAAUAAUUAUCGAAUUAUUGGGAUUUACCAUAACCCUUUAGUAAUUGUCAAGAGGUAUAAUAUUUUAUUGUGGUGUUUAUAAUGUUAAGAGAAAAUUAAAGCUCAAAUAGAUAUUUUACUGAAAAUAUGACACCCAUAGGAAAAAUACUUAUGUGUCAUCUGAAUUGAAAUUUUUCUCCCUAAAUGCAUCCCACCUGACCAACCACCUCUCCAUAAACUUUGUGGUACUGCAUUCAGACUGUGAGAAGGAAGCCUGCGUUUGCUCCUGUGAACCAGGGAGCGGCCCCCAGAGGACCUGUUACAAAGAAGCACCAAGAGGCAGAGGCGACAAGGGCGUCUUCCUCGUCUCGGGCCAGAACCCUGAAGCCAUACGCGCAGUGCUUAGCCAUCUCUUUCCAUUCUGCUACUGAUUGUUCAUUCAUUAUUUUUGAGUGUUUUUACGUUGGUGGAACAUUGCCCAGUUGGUAGCACUCUCAGGUUUUUCCUUAUUGAAGCAUAUCUUCAUCAGAGCGACGGUCUUUUUUGUCAGCAGUUUUGUAAGCAUAUAUUGACUCUGCCAAGUUUUUGUGUAGGUCCCUUGAGCCGUGUUUGUUUCUGUUCCGACUCCCUGAAGCCUUUCUUGGAUUGUUCCUAGUCUCCAAGCCAUACGCUUUUUCUCACGCUUAUUAAAUAUCUGUGCUUGGGGUAGUGGGAAAAUUGACCAGAUUUAUGGUAUUCUCUUUCAUACUAAAACAGCUCUUUUGAGUGUAGACGCAAACACCGUGGAAGCAGAUUUAUCAUAGCCAAAGUGAAUUUAAUCACCUAUCAUCUGACGUUAAAUGUCCCUCAUGACAAUAGAGCCAAAUGACCCUGUGGAUGAUGUAGCACAUUGAGUAAGCAGUUCACGUGUCACCUGCGGGCUGCUUUUACCAGGAGAGAAUGCUAGUCUCCUUCUUCCCUCCAGCCCUGAUUCCAUCCAAAAGACAUUGGGGCUGGGCAAGGCAGCUGUCCUGUGGGAGUGCAGGCUUCAGAGCCCCUCUGGGGCAAGGAGACAUCUACACAGGGAUUGGCUUCUGCAGUGACAGUAAUGGGGUGAACAGGGCAUCCAUGAGUGGAGUGGCUGAGACAAGGUUCUCACUACAGGGGAGGGAGGUUACAAAUACAGAAAAGAAAGAAACAGCAUAAACCUGCGGGGUUAUUGGAGUUGGAGGCACUGGGCUGAACUCAUGGCUUUUUAAUAUACAUAUAUAUAUGUACAUACUUAAAUAUAGGUCUGUGUUUACAUCUGUUAAUAGACGUAAACUCACAGGAGUUCCCGCUGUGGCACAGCGCAAUUGGUGGCAUCUCUGCAGCACCAGGACACAGGUUUGAUCUCUGGCCCAGCACAGUGGGUUAAAGGAUCUGCUGUUGCCACAGCUGUGGCAUAGGGCUGCAACUGUGCCUGGGAUCUGACCCCUGGCCUGGGCAGUCCACAUGCUGAAGGGCGGCCAAAAAUAAAUAAAUAAAAUAAACUCACAGACAUAUUCCCUACCUAUGACUGCAGAAAAGGCCUGGGAACAGUGACCCUCAGAUAGCAUUGAGCACACCAUGGUUUCUCAGCAGAGCAGGAAAAGUGAAUCGUAAGCUUCGACCAUCGUGUGCCAAGAAGUAAGAAAGUGCUCAAAUGAUGAGGUCAAAACAGUAAGGAGCGGAAGCCAGCUCAAAGGGAUUCCCACUGACCAGUUCUGGAAUGAUUUGAGCUUCGAAAUGAUAAUGUAAGAGCAUGUUACAACCCUUUGAAUGACAUAGGAAUCCCUGAGACCACACUGAUACAAAUAGAUAAGCCAAAUGAAGAGAAGGUUUUUUCCUUACAUUAGGGUGUGCCACUAUGAAAUGUAGAAGGAAUGAUGGGAUUUUUAAAAUCACCAUUUGGCAGUCAUCCUAGAAAUAAGUAACUCGGCCCCAUAAAAUAAUUAUAAAGAGAAAUUAACUUUGCAGUGAAGAAACCUGGCCAAUACGACUUUAAUAAAUUAAUAAAAAUAAACAUCAUCAGCUGUGAGACAGAUUGAAUUUGUGCACCACCUGAUGGGAUGCAGAGAACACAUCGUUGUUUCCGUGGCAUUGCUGGCAGAAAUAUUCCUGCCGUGGCUUAUAUUUAAUCUUGAAGACACAUCAAGUGAAUUCUAACCGAGGGUAAUUCUCCAAGGUGACUCGCCUGUAAUCUUCAAAAGUCAAGGAAAGAAAUGUCAGGAAAGACUGAGAAACUGUUUUAAGAUGAAAAAAACUAAAGAGACUUGGAAACUCAGUGCCAUAUGUAAUUUUGCUCAAAAGGAUGUUGUUGGAACAGCAAGUGGAGCUGGAAUGGAGUCUGAAUUAGACGGCAGUCAUAUAUCAGGGUUAAUUUCCAAUACUGGUGGUCAUACUGUGCACGGGGAGAAUAUCCUUGUUUGUAGGACUUGUACAGCAGAGCACUUAAAGAGGUGGGGUACCAGAGCCUUCUCUCAGAUGGUUCAGGAAAAUGCUCUGUGAAUGUGAAAUUAUUGCAGAUGUUUUCAAACAGCAAAGUAGGGAGUUCCUCCUCUGUGGCUCAGUGGGUUAAGGACCAGAUGUCUCUGAGAGGACGCGGGUUCGAUCCCUGGCCUCCCUCAGUGGGUUAAGGAUCCAGCAUUGAUGCAAGCCACAACGUAGGUCAUAGGUGAGGCUCAGAUUUGGUGUUGCUGUGGCAGUGGUGUAGGCCACAACUGCAGCUCUGAUUUGACCCCUGGCUCAGGAACUUCCAUAUGCCUCAGGUGCAGCCAUAAAAGGGGUGGGAAGCAAAUUAAGUGUUCUUUUAGGCAUAUUCACUAUUAGAGAAAUCAUUAUUCCCUUUCAGAAUUACAGAGGCAAAACUUGUAAUAUAAACUUACAACAAGAAAAUGUUUCCUUAUUGCGUUUUUUUUUUAAUAUUUAUUGGAUACAAAAACAAUAAGCUUACAGAGGAUCCUUAAAAGAGAACUGUUUUACUUUUAAACAUACUAAACACACACACAUACACAGAGCCAAUAAAGGAUUUUUAAAUGGCUGGUGUAGCUCUGUAUCUACUCAGGUUUCUACACUUGCAGUUAAAAAGCAGUUGGGCACAAUUUAAAAAGCAGCAUCCUAAAAAGGAUUUAGGGGUUUAUCGUUUUUGUUCUGUUUGCAAAGUAAUUAAGAAUGUAGGCCCUGGAAUCAAGCUGGCCACCGCUUAUGAGAUAUGUGACCUCUGACAAAAUAUUUGAUUUUUUUCUAAGCCUCAGUUUUCUCAUCUAUAAAUUCAGAUAACAACAUUGAAUUCACAGGUCUGUCAACAGAAUAAAUGAGAUACUAUAUGAAGAGUACUUAGACUGCGGCUCUUUGUAAACACUUAAGUUGGCUGCUGUUAUUGUUUCAGGAAAAAUUAAAUUGCUUUCAUAAAAGCCUUCUAGUAUGAUUAUGUUGGCUUCCUUCGCCCUCACUAGGAAUAGAAUUACUAGAAGGCCAUAAAAGUUAUGGUCUCUGCUGUUAAACAUGUCCCAAGAUCAAACUAAAAUAUGCUGGAAAUGGAGCAUAUUUUAGUGGGUAGCAGGCACUGCAUUGCCAUAGAAAAAAAGACAUGGGCUUUGAAGAACGAAUAAGACUUUGGUUAAAUUCCAGGCCUGCCACUCUUUCAAGCUUUGUGACUUUGGCCUCGGUCUGUAAAAUGUCUAUAAUGUAUGAAUAAUCAAAGAAUCGCACAGGGCUAUUGGGGGUUAAAUGAGAUAAACUUUAUAAAACUUCUAAUAAAGUGACCGACCGAAAGAAUGUCUGCAAAUAAUGAUGUUUAUUUUUCUUACUCCUUAAAGGAGUGUAAGAACACUCUCUUAAAGGUGUAGGAACAGUUAAUUUUGACGAAUAGAAGCCUUAGGAUCAGAAAUAACAGCAUUCAAGGGCAUUUUUGAGAAGUGUGUUAAGUUUGUCCGCUGCUUGUUCCUGCAGGGGUUUAGACCAGCAAUGAUGGCUUUAAACUGCCUCAGAAGGAAUUUCAGUUGACAAGACGCAUGUCAUGUGUUGUGUAAUCUCAUUCUCGAGAGAUGCUGGAGAAGAGUAGAUAACUAUCUUUCUAGAACAGCACAGGUUUAGUGCACACCAGCCUUGGAACCAGGGACAAAGGAAAGAGUCUUCUUCUAGUCCGUAUCUCUGUUAAUUGAUGAAAAUAUUGAUUUUUCUGUCUGUAAAAUGAACCUUUCUUUAUUCCACAGAAGGACCAUGUCAGAUGCACAUAGAAAGUGUAUUUGUGUAUUUUCUUUUAAAGAGAAAAAAUGGGCUUUCUUUAAAGAACAUGUAUGCAGUUGUUUACCUUAAAUUAGUGACGCUGCGUAUUAUCAAAAGAAGAGCUCUGAGUAUUUUGCUUUAAUUCAUUCACUCAGUCAUGCAACAAGUAUUUAUUGACAACUCUCCAGCAUUCCAGACACUGCUAAAUAUUGAUUAUUUUUUUAAGAAAAGUGAACAGAUCUCUCAUGGAGGAGGACUCCGUCUACUGCUCUCACAACCUCUGAGGGGUUUUAUGGGAGCUCUUUGCAAAUGAACAUACUUGGAACCAUUGAAAUAAGAUUUUAUUUAUUUUUUGGCGUCGGCUGUAGAUAGAUGCACGUUUGGGGUGUAUGCAGGCAGACUUGUUUCCGCUUUGCCUGGAGUUGCCUUACCUAGAGAUCUUCCUCACGCAGCAUCUCUGUGUCUAGAGGACAGCACCAUGACUCGGGGAAGAGGUGCCCACUGAUAGCUCAGGUGAACUUCAACUUGGCUGGUCGCUGGAUCAGUCUGUUAGGAGCUAGAAGCUCUCGGUGUCUGCUUUUCGCGGCGGGGGAAGAGGAUUUUUCCUUAGCACAAUCAUGGCGAUGUUAACUCUCUCGGCCGACUAGUGGCACAAAGGAAAAUUGCCGCCCAGGUCUGCAUUGGCGGAGGCGGAAAGCCGCAGUUCGGACACUUCCCUGUGACAGCGCCGGCCGAGCCGGGGCGGGGAGAGCCGGGCGCAGCAGAGGCACGCCACGAGAGUGCUGUGAGGUGGCAUGCCUCUGUUUUUAUCCAGAUUUGCCAGUAGCAUGUUUAUUCAGUGUGGUGCCUCUGCUGAGAUAAGACCCUCUUCCUCUAGAUGCCCUAGACCGCCGUCUGUUUAGCCGGAGAACUUAAUGAGUAAUGAAUGUGCUUGGCCGGCUGAUAGAAAGUAUUUCCACGGUCCGCGGCUGUGUUUAUAGAGAGCCGGAGAGAGACCACAGGCAGCAAUUUGUCUUCUUAGAAGCCUCUCACCAUGAUCGAUAGCUCCAAGAAGCAGCAACAGGGCUUCCCGGAGAUUUUAACUGCUGGCGAUUUUGAGCCGCUCAAAGAAAAGGAAUGCCUUGAAGGGAGCAACCAGAAAAGUCUCAAGGAAGUGCUCCAGCUGAGGCUGCAGCAGAGGAGGACGAGAGAACAACUAGUGGACCAGGGCAUCAUGCCACCUCUGAAGAGCCCAGCGGCAUUCCAUGAGCAGAUAAAAAGCUUGGAACGAGCCAGAACUGAAAACUUUUUGAAGCACAAGAUUCGGAGCCGACCAGAUCGUUCUGAACUUGUCAGGAUGCACAUUUUAGAAGAAACAUUUGCAGAGCCAUCCCUGCAGGCCACUCAGAUGAAGUUGAAAAGAGCUCGACUAGCUGAUGAUCUGAAUGAAAAGAUUGCUCAGCGACCUGGUCCUAUGGAGCUGGUAGAGAAAAACAUCCUUCCCGUGGACUCCAGUGUGAAGGAAGCAAUUAUAGGCGUUGGGAAGGAGGACUAUCCCCAAACUCAGGGCGAUUUCUCAUUUGACGAGGACAGCAGUGACGCUUUGUCUCCGGACCAGCCAGCUAGCCAGGAGUCUCAGGGCUCAGCCGCAUCCCCAAGUGAGCCAAAAGUUAGUGAAUCGCCAUCGCCUGUGACUGCAAACACUCCAGCCCAGUUUACUUCCGUGUCCCCAGCAGUUCCUGAAUUCUUGAAAAGUCCUACUACGGAUCAGCCCCCCACAAGGUCCGCGGCGCCCGUACUCCCCGCCAACACCGUGUCCUCAGCAAAGCCCGGUCCAGCGCUGGUGAAGCAAAGCCAUCCCAAGAAUCCAAACGACAAACACCGUAGCAAAAAGUGCAAAGACCCCAAGCCCCGGGUAAAGAAGCUCAAGUACCACCAGUACAUUCCACCAGAUCAGAAAGGGGAGAAGAACGAGCCGCAGAUGGACUCCAACUACGCCCGGCUGCUCCAGCAGCAGCAGCUGUUCCUGCAGCUCCAGAUCCUGAGCCAGCAGCAGCAGCACUACAACUACCAGACCAUCCUGCCGGCGCCACUCAAGCCACUCAAUGACAAGAAUAACAACAGUGGGAAUCCAGCUCUGAACAAUACCACCCCUAACACACCAAGACAGAAUGCAUCUGCUCCUGUGAGAAAGCCAGGGCCUCUGCCUUCUAGCUUGGAUGACUUAAAGGUGUCGGAACUGAAGACAGAGCUGAAGUUAAGGGGUCUUCCGGUGUCAGGCACCAAACCGGACCUCAUCGAGCGCCUGAAACCGUACCAGGAGCUGAGCGGCAGCGGCGCUGCUGCAGGUGGCAUCGUGGCCGUGUCGACCUCGGCCAUCGUCACCAGUAACCCAGAAGUCACCGUGGCACUACCCGUUACAACACUGCAGAACUCUGUGACCAGCUCAGGCGCCACGUUCAAGGCAGACGGGCCCCCCACGGGGACUAGCAGCGCGGCGCACCUCGAGACCGGGAGCUCCCCGCUGCCCGUCUCGCCCUCCGCCUCCGAACAGUCGAGCCUCAGCGCCGAGGACACCAGCAUGGCCGACACGUUCACCGAGAUCAUGACCAUGAUGUCGCCGUCCCAGUUCCUGUGCUCGUCUCCCCUGAGAGCGGCCAGCACCGAGGACAGCCUCAGCCCCACCAGCAGCUCGCUGUCCAACCUGGAGCUGGAUGCGGCCGAGAAGGACCGCAAGCUGCAGGAGAAGGAGAAGCAGAUCGAAGAGCUAAAGCGCAAACUGGAGCAAGAGCAGAAGCUCGUGGAAGUUCUGAAAAUGCAACUGGAGGUGGAGAAACGAGGGCAGCAGCAGCAGCAGCAGCGGCCUCUGGAGCCCCUGCCCAACGCCCCGGCCCUUCCUGCCGCCAAGGCCGAGCAGACCCGUAGUGCCCCCGCCGCCGCCACCGCUCCCUCCGUCAAGGACGAGGCCCCGCUCCCUGACGGCCCUGGCCCCGCCCCCGCCCCCGCGGGAGGCCAGAGCCUGGUUGCCAAAAAGGCGGUAGUGAUCAAGCAGGAGGUCCCCGCGGCCCCCGCAGAGCCGCACAGCCUGGUCCCGCAGUUUUAUGUGAGUUCCCAGGGCCCGCCGCCCGCCGGGGCCGCUGGGCCGCAGGCUUUACUGACCACGCAGACCGCGCAGCUGCUGCUCCCCGUGUCCAUCCAGGGCUCCAGUGUCACUUCAGUGCAGCUCCCAGUAGGCAGCCUCAGACUCCAGACGCCGCCACAGACCGGAAUCCAGACUCAGCCUCAGAUAGCAGCUGCCACCUUGCCCGCCGGCUUGGCCCAGACUGUACCUCAGAAACAAGACGCUUUCACGCCACACAUGCUCAGUCAGCCUCAGCAAGUCCGAAAGGUGUUCACAAACUCAGCCUCCAAUUCGGUUCUUCCGUAUCAGACACCACCGGCCCCCGCAGCCCAGCAGUCCUUUCUUAGCAAGACAAGCAACGGCGUCCUGCCGUCCAGAAGCACAGCCCUUCCGCCGCCGCUGCAGAACGGCCCCAACCCUCCCAGCAAGCAGCCCGCCUCGCCCCCUCCGCCCCAGCAGUUUGUGGUCCCGCACUCUCUGUUCGGGAGCCCGGUCCCCAAGGCGAAGGACCCGCCCCGCUACGAGGAAGCCAUCAAGCAGACGCGCAGCGCCCAGUCGUCCCUCCCCGAGGUUGCCAGCGCUCACAGCCAGCAGAUGGACGACCUCUUUGACAUCCUCAUUAAAAGUGGAGAGAUUUCCCUCCCUAUAAAAGAAGAACCUUCUCCUAUUUCCAAAAUGCGACCAGUGACAGCCAGCAUCACCACCAUGCCCGUCAGCACAGUGGUGUCCCGGCCGCCCCCCCAGGUCCAGAUGGCACCACCCAUAUCCUUAGAACCUAUGGGCAGUUUAUCUGCCAGCCUGGAGAACCAACUAGAAGCUUUCUUGGAUGGAACUUUACCUUCGGCUAAUGAAAUCGCUCCGCUGCAGAGCAGCAGCGAGGACAGAGAGCCCUUCUCGCUGAUCGAGGAUCUCCAGAACGACCUGCUGAGCCACGCGGCCGUGCUGGACCCCUCGCACUCGCCCAUGGAGACGGCCGAGGCCCAGUUUGCCGCCAGCGCUCCCUGUCUGUCGCUGGACCUUUCGGACUCGAACCUGGACAACAUGGAGUGGCUGGACAUCACCAUGCCCGGCACGUCGGCAGCACUCACGCCGCUCAGCGCCGCCGCUCCCAGCAUGUUCUCUGCCGACUUCCUGGACCCGCAGGACCUACCGCUGCCGUGGGACUAAGGUCGCCGAGGUCUCGUCUCGGAGUUCCUGACGCUGAAGCAGGGGAAGGUGAUUCGAAAAGGUCCGUUUUCAGAGACAGUUCCGCGGUUGCAUCCCUGCAGUUAUAAUAUGUUGUCACAGAAAGAACGGCUGGACGGUCGGGGUCUGGAAAGCACGUGUGCAGACGUUUCAUUGCGUCCCGCAGUGCGUGUCUGCAGUUGCAUAGAGCACAGGGCCUGCUGCGAAGUCACACGAGGGCUCCUCUGUUGCUCCAGACUUGAGUAAAGAACGAGAGGUACCUUUAGAUAAACCAUGAAGAAGAGCGCCGUGCGCAGGGCGGUGGCCCGGGGGCUCUCUGGUGACGCACGACACUGGAGCCUCCUGGGGGCCGUGCGCCCCAAGACGGGGCGGGCAGCUCCACCCGGCAGAGGAGGGAGGGGAGCGGUCCCUGCCCACGGCAUGGCCCAGAAAUGGCCGGAGCCCAGCCCGAGCCCCCGCGGGGUCAGAGGCGGGGGCAGCACCCGCCAGGCCAGUGACAGCGUCCUGCUGAAGACUUGUGGUUCCAUUCAGACACCAGUGUAAUUGUUUUCCGUGUUGUAGUUUAUUCUGUGAUUUCUGGAAUCUUCUUUUAGAUUUCCAAAUUUAAAUUUCAGUGGAAGACCUUCCACCGCAACCAGACAGUGUCUACAAACUACUGUCGUAAACAAUCCACUGUAAAAAGUCCAGGUGUAUUAGUAACACUGAAACGCCUACGAGCACAACCCCCUGGGUUGCUUAGGUUGAACUUACUGUGUAUAUUAGACAGUUGUGUGCACCCCUGACCUUGCGAUUUGUACAGCCUGUGUUGGCCUAAGGGACUGGGCACCCCGUGGUCCUACUUCUUUUAAUAACUCGAAUAUUUCUAGAGUACUUGAGCCACACGCGUUUCCGUAUUUAAGGAAUUGCCGACUGACGUUCAGGUAACCAGAGCCAUCUCAAAGAACCAAGAGGAGGCUUUCGCAUCACCUGCCCUCCUGAGCUGGUGAGCGGCACAGAGGGGGCAGCGGGAAGGUCUGUCGUCGCGCCCCGACACGCCCGGGGCGCUCGCGGGCAGCCAGGGCUGCCAGGCUGGCCAGCAGAGCCCCGCACUGGCUGGCCUCGGCGCCGUCUCUCAGCCCUGGUUGCCGUUGGACAGGCUCGUAACUGGAUGUCACACCUGCGCUCUCACUCUGUAAUCAAGGUGACGAUUGAAAAACUGGAGGUUUUAUUAGUAGUUUUUUAUAUAGAAAAAUGUUAUAUUUGUUGAGUAGUUUCAGAAUUUUCUAAAAUGCCAACUACCGCAGGAUUUCCAAGACUAUUUCGGGCUAGUCUUUUAAGUGUAUGACAAAGUGUAAAUAACGGAGGGGGAGAAAAAAAAGAAAAAAAAAACCAUCCUGAAAUGCACCCCCGCGUGUGGAGCUGUUUCUCCGGGCCCACGCGCGUGCCCUCCCCGGCCCCGGGUGCAGAUGCUGCCGGCAGCUUCCUUCUCUGGUCAGGAAGGGCUGACGUGCCUGCAGGCAAAGCAGGAGGCGGCCUGAGCCCGCACUGGCGAGGAGCCGCAGUCCCCUCUGGGUUCGCGUUUUGCCUGAGAACCCAUCUUCCUUCACGUUUUCUUUCUGUUUGUCAACUUCACCCCACGUGGGCAAAGGCCCUCCUCCCCACGUUCGGUUGCCCAGAGCACUGGCGCCGGCGGACCGGCCGGUGCUGCUGGAGGGUUGAAGGCCGAGCCGGGCCUGCAGUGUGGGCUGGCGCAUGUACCCAGCGUCGUGUAGCGAUGGCCCGUCCAGCCCCUGGGAGCCAGUCCAGCCCCUGGGAGCCAGUCCUGUGAACCAGGGUGCCCGUUCCUUUCCGAGAGCCUGGCUCCCGGGCCGGGGCUGUUUCCUGGGGAAGGGCGGUCUGGGCCCUGGCGUUUCCUCUGCAGCUUCUCUGGUCCAUAUUUAGACUCUGAGCACCAGCUUCCUUGCGACCGAAGUUGAAGGCUUAUUAAAGGAGCAGCAAACAUCGCGGGACAGAAGGGGGCAGCUGAACGGCUGGCAGGGGUCCCUUGGUGAAUAGCGCCAUCCCAUCAUCCCGGCUGCGGGCACAGACCACAGUCCAGCCUCGGCUCCCUCUGCUGCUUCUGAGAGCGAUGGUAGAAACAGGCCUUGCGGGGCUGCAGCACAGGGAGCACCCACUCCUGCGCCCUCAUUCUCUCUUUGGAUGAUGAGUUGCUCAGGUGCCCUCUGCACGUAGGGGUUCAAACCUUCCCGCAGCAGCAUUUCCUUGAAAAGGCCACUCGUAGCUUCCGUCGGCCCUCCUGAACCCUGCACAGUGCGCUGGGCACCUGUGACAUCAGUGCCGCCCUCCAGGGUCUCAGCGGCUCUUCCUGCUUCGGGUGAGGCCAGGGACCGUGUGCAGCAUGGGACGUGACCAGAGGGGAGCAGCGUCUGUGAUCACACCCCCUCCACCCCAACUCAGUGUGCACGACGGUAAGUGCCACGGGAAAGGUGAGCAUGCGCUAAAAAGGACUGGCUUUUGUCUGAGCUCCAAAGCCCUUCCACACAGGUCAGGACUGAGGCGGGCGUCCCAGUGGGCAGGCGUGUGGUUAGAAGUGGUCCCAUUGUGUAUCGUCUUGCAGGAUAUCACACCGCCAAGAAACAAGCUAACUCCUAAAUGAUGAUCUCACGUCCAGUCUUAUUUCCUAAAUAUUCCUGAAACACAGUAGCAUCGAGCCUACCUUUGUAGUGUGUACGGGCAUCGGGUCCUGUCGUCAGGGAUGGGAGGAGAGAGUCACACCGCAGCUUCUGCAGCGUCUUGGGAGUCCGGGGCUGUGUGGUCGUCUUGUACAUUUCAGCAAAGCAGAUACUAGGAAACCCUUAGGACAGGGUGAUGGUUCAGUUCUAGUGUAUUUCCUGAAAUGUGCAACCUACUGUAUAGCAUUUGCCACGUGUGUGUACAGAGAUGUAGUCUGAGUUCACGGAACUUCUGGCUCAGAUACGACUUGUAUUUUCUAUGAAUAUUUUUAUAGCACUAAAGAGCUAUUCAGAUUUCCUUUUCACAAACUGCACGCUUCUGGAUUCCAUUGAGUGCAGUUUCAGAACCGAGGCAAAGGCAGCCUGGUGUCGCCCCCAAGCGGCCACCUGCAGAGGCGCCAUCAUGAGCCAUGAUGAGGGAUCAGGAGCGUGUUACCCAUUGUGUCACCAAAGCUGAUCAGUUCCCCCACCCACCCCCGGAUCAUUCCAGGCCACGCAACUUUCAGGAUUCCCAGGCUGAAACCAGCCACCACAGCUGACACAACAGCUGUCUCCACAAGCGCAGCAACAGCCCCUUUACUGCCCACAGACUGCUCCCACCCUCACACGCUCCUGCACCGAGACAAUGGCUAUCAGCGGCCACCCGCAUUGCCACCCGGGCCCGGGGUCCAGGCUCACAGGUAACCCUCCGCGUGUUACUGUCCAUCACUGCAAACAUCCAUCCUGAUCCUGGCACCAGAGCAGGAGACCCAAGUGUCCACUGCCCGGAGGCCACAAUAUCAGCCCACACUAUCAAAGAACACUAACUGGAAGGCCAGGGCUGUCAUGGAACUCAGCUCACAAGUGCAGGGAGGUGUGUCUGGAGAGCAUCCUGACUGCGUUGCAGCUCAUCCAUUAAGUGGUUUCAGUCAAAACUGGAAAAUAGCAAUUAAGUUGCAGUCGUUCUUGUUCCUGGUUCAGGCCUCCCCCUUUCUUGCAGUAUUUGAGGAACUGCAUCAUUGCAAAGGGUUUCCACCGGAAACCUCUGAGGCCUGUCGUUAAAAAGCUGCACAUGUUUACAAACGAGCUCUUCCCCUCCACGAGAACACGUUGCUCUGGGACUCCCAUGGGAAAAUGUCAUGACUCUGUGACAACAGGACGGCAGUCUCAGAUCUGCAAGGUGCUGUCUGGACUCAGCAUGUUAGUGGCGAUCGUGUUUCGCAGAGCUUUGUGCCAACCACCAAGACAAGCUUUCACCAAGUUCCCGGAAUCACCGAGACGGGAAAGGUUACCUCUCCGCAUUGCGCCGUAAGGAAAUUUGCUCAUUGGGAAGGAGGAAGAAGCACUUAGGAAAGGGUUUAGUUGCUACCAAAAAAUACUUAACCUCGAGUAAUAGUAAUACAAACUUGCUUUAAAGGAACCAAAGGCAUUGCCAAGUAUUUGCCAAAAGCAGGCACUUUUUAUGUAAAAUUUGAGACGAAUGAGAUCUCAAAAAUCAGUCCCAAAAAGGUAUUAUCCACUUAAGGUUAUAAUUUUCACAGAGAUGUAGAUAUUUCUCUCUUGUUUUCAUGUAAAAUAGUAUAGAUUUGUUUUGUUGGGUUAAGAAUAGUACACAGUUAGCAGAAAUAAAGUUUUUUUUUUCUUUUCUACGUACAAAUUAGUUUUCUUGCUUGCAACAGAACUGCAACGUGAUAGGUGUUUCUCUUCUUAUUUUCAUUGUCACAUUAUGUCUUAGCAUCUCACUCUAUGAAAAAAAGGAGAAAGAUACCAAUCCACAGAGCCCUGCUUCUUAAAGCACUAGUUUAAUAACAAAAAAUUAUGGCAGUCGGGGGUCCAUUCAUGUAUUGCCUUUAUGUUGUUUUUUAAAAGAAAAACCAUGAUGCCUUUGUAUUUGCUGUUUGCACCCCUGAAAUCAAUUCCAUAUCAUGUUUGAAUGCCAUACAUUUUGCACAUGUACUGUACAUAAGUAACGCAUACUGUAUUUUUAUAUGUGUGCACAUUUAUCAUCGGAUCUUUUGUACAUAGUGGCUGUAUUGUAGCUGAUUGGGAAAUGUUUGAUAUCUCAGCAAUUUUGCAUUUUUGUGUCUCAAAUAAAAAACAUUUUGAUGUACUA
This is a messenger RNA of Sus scrofa (pig), 14760 nucleotides long. RefSeq names its product myocardin related transcription factor B (gene MRTFB). Gene Ontology annotation, cellular component: nucleus. Gene Ontology annotation, molecular function: transcription coactivator activity. The record is from RefSeq and is a predicted model, not a curated record. NCBI's taxonomy places the organism in Eukaryota, Metazoa, Chordata, Mammalia, Artiodactyla, Suidae. Gene Ontology annotation, biological process: positive regulation of transcription by RNA polymerase II; smooth muscle cell differentiation.